AUGUUUCAUACUCAUUGUUGGUUAAUCAGGCCCACAAUGGAACAGGCAAUUGAUGAGGAAUGGAGUCCAACAUAUCCAGAGGAAAUAUUUUUAUCUAACAAGGCAAUAUGGUGGUCUUUGGAUGGUACAAAAUUAUGUUAUGCCACAUUUAAUGACACAGAAGUUGAUAUUACAUCAUAUUCAUGGUAUGGUUCCCAUAAAGAUGUAAAUAUAUAUCCAGAAAUUGUCCAAAUACGAUAUCCAAAGCCAAAUCGAAAAAUUCCAACCAUCAAAUUGCUUGUUGUUGAUCUUACUCCUGGUAAAUUUGUACCUCAGACUAUUCAUCCACCACGAGAAUAUGCUGACAAAGAUUAUUAUGUAACUUCAGUACAGUGGAUUGAUUCUAAUCAGCUAGCAAUUGUUUGGUUGCAGAGACUUCAAAAUUCAUCAAUUAUUAGUAUCUGCUAUGGUGAUAAAGGAUGGAAAUGUGAAAAAAAUUAUCAAGUUAACAGUGACAAGAAUGGUUGGGUUGAAAUGAAUAAUCCUCUUAUUUUUUCUUCAAAUAAACAAAAUUAUUUCAUUUAUCUUCCCAAGUCAGAAGGGUUUUCUGGAAAUUUUAGACAUGUUGCUAUGAUUAAUGUAAAGAACAGUAGUGUGCAAUUUUUGACAAGCGGAAAAUAUGAUGUUGUGCAACUUCUUUCUUAUUAUAAAGCAAACCAAGCUAUAUACUUUAUCAGCACUUUAGAAGAAAAAUCAGGUGAACAACAUCUAUUUGCAGCCAGUUCUCAUAAGAACAUCACAUGUUUGUCAUGUAAUUUGGGGAAAUCUUGUCUUUUUAAUAAUGCUAGAUUCAGCCCGAGUGCUAAAUAUUUUAUUCUUGAGUGCCUUGGUCCUGAUAUACCACAAAUAGAAAUGAGAAGAACCAUUGACAAUAAGCUUUUGUAUGUCAUUAACGAUAACAAAGCUCUGCGUGAGCUAGUUGAUAAAAGAACUUUACCAAAAAUUCGUUCCUUCAAAGUACCAUUGCAUAAUGGAUAUAAAGCAAAUGUACGUUUAUUUCUGCCUGCAAUUUUGAGAGAUGAUGAAAUCACAAAAUAUCCAAUGGUAGUAAACGUAGAUGGAUCACCAGGAAGCCAAUUAGUAAAUGAAAAAUUUAGUAUUCAUUGGGGAACGUAUUUAGCUAGCAAGAAAAAUUAUAUUUAUGCUUGGAUUGAUGGACGAGGAAGUGGAAAUAGAGGAGAAAAAAUUCUACAUGAAAUUUAUCGUAGAUUAGGUACUGUUGAAGUAGAAGAUCAGGUAUCUGUUACUAGAUAUAUGAAGAGUGCCUUACCAUUUAUUGAUGAAAAGAGAGUUGCCAUAUGGGGAUGGGCUUAUGGUGGAUAUGCUUCAGCAAUGGCAUUAGCUUCUGAUGAUGGAGCAUUCUCUUGUGGCAUUUCUGUUGCACCUAUUACCAGCUGGCUUUAUUAUGAUUCAGUUUAUUCUGAAAGAUACAUGCAGUUUCCUGAUCCAUCUGAUAAUUUUAUUGGUUAUGGUAAAGCUGAUUUAAUGAAAAGAGCUGCUAAUAUGAGAAGGAAGAAGUAUUUACUUGUUCAUGGCACUGCAGAUGAUAGUGUCCACAUUCAGCAAUCAAUGUUAUUGAUUAAAGCACUUACAGAUGCAGGUGUUAUUUUCAGAACUCAGAUAUAUCCAGAUGAGAAACACAGUUUACAUAAAGUAAUAUUUCACUUAUAUUGGACUAUGGAAGAUUUUUUGGAGCAGUGCUUUUCUUCAGAUCAACAAGAACUUGAAAUUGGUUUACAGAAAACCAAUGCAGUCAAAAGUAAUAAAAGAUAGCCAAAAAGUGAAGAUAAUCUUGUAAAUAUUAGUUAAUGCUGAAUAGUAGAUAACUUGUUGACUACGAUCAAUUUCUACAAAGUAAGAAAGACAUUCUUAUGUUUAAUGCAUUGAAUUAUUUCAUUACAAACCAAAUUAAUUCCUGCAAACAUUACUAACAAAUUUAUAAAUGUAACCAUAUCAACUAUAUUAGUGAUAACCUGUAAGAUACGACCAUUAUUCCAUGCCGGAGACAUACAUAUAUCUUAAUUUUUGAUACGAUUCGAUUAUUUAUACCGAAUUGUAAGAUAAUUUUUUGGUUAGAUUUAUGUAGAAUGAGUUCUUAAGAAAAAAAAAAACAUUUAGUGAUCAAUCUGUGAUAUAUAAAUCAAUCCUGUGAUUUAAAAAAACAAAAAAAACUUAAAAAAAAAUAGGGUUUAAGUUUUAGAUAAUUAAUAAUAGUUCCUUGAUAGUUUAGAAUUUUAUUAAAUAUUUUUACUUAAUAGAUUAUUUAAGAAUUGUUUUAUACAAUAUACUUUACACAACGCUUAAUAGUGAUGUGUUGUAAAUAUCUUGUGAACUUGUAUGGUGCAUAUCAUGUAAUUAUAUCUUCUAUGGGAUCAUAAACAUUUUCAACAUCAAUCAAGACGAUUUUAAGUUAUAAUAUCUAACUUAAAAAGUCAAAAAUUUAAAAAUUACAGAGAAUAUAAAAUAUAUAUGUAUGUAUAUAUAUAACUUUUUAACUAUGUUAAUCAUAAAUUAUAUUUUUUAAAAAUAUCAAUAACAAUCUAACAGAACACAAUGCUUCAAAAUUGCAAUGUUUUUUGUUGACUGGCAAACUGCAGUAUUAUGUUAUAAAGAGAAAAAAUAUUUAAAUGAAAGACUAUUUUUAUUGAAUUUAUUGUCAUUUACAAAGUAGUAUUUUAGUGAAAAAUAAAUAAUAAUAUGUUGCUUAGACCAAAAGUAUUUGUUGGCUUUUCUGAUUAUAAAAAUGUCUGUUAGUCUGGAAAAGUGUUUCAAAUAAAAUUUUUUAAUACCAAUGUUUAAUUAAGUUGUAAUUUCUGUUGGUGUAUAACUGUCCUGAAGUAAGAAAAAUUUGCAUUUUUCAGAUUACCAUUCAGUUAUUAUGAACAGACUGAUGGACAACAGAAAAGUAAAAGUAUUAGUCCCAACUUAGAAUUGAGGGAUUCUAAUUCUAAUUUGGGUCAAAUCUUAAGAAAUUUUUAUGAGUGAUUUGAUCCAGUUAUGUUAGGAUCCUAUCUCUCAUCACUCAGCUGCCUCAUUGUAGGAUUGAUGUGACAUAGUUUAACUUAAAAUGGUCUUUGCACCAAAUAAACCCUAUUAACCAAUCAAGCCAUUGUGGAGUUAAAACAACACAUCUCCUAAAAGAGUUAAAGAAACUAUUGAAACAAAAUUACCAUGAAUAAACUAUCAAAAAAUAAUUUAUAUAUUACCAAAAUAUUUUAUUCAUUACGUAUAUAAGUGGAUUUUUAAUUAAAUUUAAAGCAUACGAUUUUGUUUUUCUUCUAUCAAAUUAUUAAAUCUGAAUUCCCUCAUUUAGGAAUUUACAUUAGUUUCUACAGAGGAUGUAAUUAAUUAUUGCAGUGCAUUUUAGAACCACAAUACAAUUUUUAAAAUAACAACUAGCACAGGUAACUUUCAAGACCCACUUAACUUAUUAUUACCAUUAUUUUAUUACCAAAUUAACUUAUUAUUACCAAAUUAUUUUAUUACUGCUGUUUUUUGAAAUUUAUUAUUGAUUAUAAUUGAAUGUAAAACUGACUGACUUUUUAUAAUGAUGUGUUCAAAAAGUGACUUGCUACCCACAGUUUGGAAAUCUAAUCAUUAUUGUAUAUAUAACUUAGUGGAUUAAUCAUCAUUCCUAAAAUAUAUUUAUGAAUUUUAC
This is a messenger RNA of Centruroides sculpturatus (bark scorpion), 3697 nucleotides long. Its product is annotated as dipeptidyl peptidase 4-like. Gene Ontology annotation, molecular function: dipeptidyl-peptidase activity; serine-type peptidase activity. The coding region runs from base 1 to 1812 and encodes 603 amino acids. The record is from RefSeq and is a predicted model, not a curated record. NCBI's taxonomy places the organism in Eukaryota, Metazoa, Arthropoda, Arachnida, Scorpiones, Buthidae. The transcript is spliced from 14 exons. Gene Ontology annotation, biological process: proteolysis.